This is a messenger RNA of Didymosphaeria variabile, 360 nucleotides long. RefSeq lists its product as uncharacterized. NCBI's taxonomy places the organism in Eukaryota, Fungi, Ascomycota, Dothideomycetes, Pleosporales, Didymosphaeriaceae. The record is from RefSeq and is a predicted model, not a curated record. The coding region runs from base 1 to 360 and encodes 119 amino acids. Gene Ontology annotation, cellular component: endomembrane system; membrane. The transcript is spliced from 3 exons.
AUGGACGAUCUAGGCUUCCACUUCUUCCCAUCUCUAUUGCUCUCGCUAGACGCGCUCCUCCUUUCGCCUCCCUGGCCUAGUAGCCCCGUCAACCCGCGCGCCUCCCUCAUCUCCUUGAUUUCCUCCACAGUAAUCGCCUUCCUCUACUGGUUUUGGAUCGAGCUGUGCUACUCGCGAAACGGCUUCUACCCCUACCCCAUUUUCUCCCUCCUCAACACGCCCCAGCGCAUUGGUCUCUUCGCCGCAAGCGGAGUCGCCAUGUGGGCCGUGGGCGCCGGACUGCGCUGGUGCUACCGCGUUAUCAACGGUAUUGAAGCGGACCCCACGCUUGAGUGUGAAGAAGAUAAGAAAGCGAGGUAG